GGCCUGAGGAUGUGGCAGCAGACCUUCUGUCUUAUUCUGUCGGUGAUCAUCACAGGGUCUUUUUCAGUCUCUGGGGACAUGACGGUUUCUCCGGUGGUCUUCGUCCCCAGAGGAGAAGACGCCAUCCUCAGCUGCUCCUUCACUCAUUCCAGACAACAGGACUACUCAGGGAAGAUCGCUGUCAAAUGGCUCGCGAGAGAAUCAAACGCUCUUCCGUUCAUCAUCUGUACAGUUAAGAAUGACUCCACGGAGGGACUCUGCUCGGUUCCUGAGUUAAAACAUUCCCUGCUGGGAGAUCCUCGAUGGGGGGAGCUGUCCCUCCUCAUCAGGAGGGUCCAUCUGAGUGAUAAUGGGACGUACUUCUGCAGGGUGGAGCUGGACGGUUGGAGGAAUUCCUUUCAAAAGGGGACACAGCUUUAUGUGACAGUUAAACCCCAGAUCCUGAACCUCUCUGUGGUGGAGUCACACUCCGGCUCAGACAGCGCCUCCCGCAGGCUGCGCUGUGAGGUGGAGGGCCACCCACUGCCCACCGUCACCUGGCUGUCAGCCUCCAGGGGCCUGUUGAAGGACCAGGUCCAGACCUCUACGGUCAGCCCGUACCAGCUGGUCAGCACCGUGCCGUACCUGGAGGAGGAUGUGUUCACCUGCAGGGUGGAGAACAUGGUGGGUGGAGCAGAGCGGAGGUAUCCAGCCAGUUAUACUCUGAUGAUAACAGCUCUGACUGUGUGUGGCCUCGUCGUGCUGCUGCUGCUGUGUGCAGGAUUCAUCGUCUGCAGGAGGAACAGAGCUCGUGUUGAGUCGCCUCCUGUUUAUGAAAACACGACUGCAGUGGAGAAUCAUCACCUGCACGAGUCCGACUGUCCCGUUGAGGGCGACGUUGAGCUUCAGCUGGUUUACUCCGCUGUCAGUAUGACCAACUCCACUUCCUCUCAACAUAAGAGUUUGAGAAGCUCCUCACAGCAGCAGCAGCAGCAGCAGCAGGAGCCAGGUGUCAUCUACUCUCCUGUGAACAUUCAGUCGAGAGUGAGAUGUGAGGGAAAUUCUCGUCUCUGAAGAAGUGACAGACUCGGUGUGAGGAAUCAAGUCUCUUAAAUGAAUGCAGCAUGGAGAGAAGACCCAAGUGUUCUCUGCCAACCUUCAGAGUGUACAGACUUUUAUACCAGACUGAAACUCUGACCCCAGUUUGCACCCACAAGCUGCACUUGUAAAGGAGAUUGCCCCCCAUAAAACAGGUUUACCAGCACAGGAAACUUUCCUAAACGAAAGGACAUGACGAGAAAGGAAAUCAGCCCCCAAUACAGACUCCUGGAUAAUUGCCACAUAAGACUGUUUGCAGAUAUUCAUUUGUGGAGUAUGUGGAGUCUUGUAUAAAAACAUUCAGUCUUGUUUGUGUUGUAAUCCUGUGCCUUCCCCAAAUUAAAUGGGAAAA
Messenger RNA from Epinephelus lanceolatus (giant grouper), 1429 nucleotides. RefSeq names its product sialic acid binding Ig-like lectin 15, like (gene siglec15l). Gene Ontology annotation, cellular component: plasma membrane. The record is from RefSeq and is a predicted model, not a curated record. Lineage: Eukaryota; Metazoa; Chordata; Actinopteri; Perciformes; Serranidae. Gene Ontology annotation, biological process: regulation of actin cytoskeleton organization; regulation of bone resorption; regulation of osteoclast development.